AUGAUAUUUUUGAUAAUAUUAACAAUCAGAUCUAACUUUUAUUCCCUUAAAGGAAAUAUAGAAUUUGCAAAGAAUAAUAUGAAACAAUUGCAAUUGGAAUAUGAUAAUUCUAAAUAUAAUGGUAAUAAUUUUCCAACACCUCCUCGCACAAAUACACAUAAUGGUAAUAAUUUUCCAACACCUCCUCGCACAAAUACACAUAAUGGUAAUAAUUUUCCAACACCUCCUCGCACAAAUACACAUAAUGGUAAUAAAUACUCCAUUCCACCUGGCAUUAAUAUACAUGAUAUUGACGUUUCUAAGUUGUCAGACUUUGAGAAGUUAGAGAAAGAACUUAGAGAUAUUAAUGAAAAAAUUGAUGAUUAUACAUAUGAUCUUAACAAAGCCAAACAAAGUCUUGGAAGAGGGAAUAAUGGAGGGAGUGGUUACAACAGCCGUGGACAUGGAAACUAUCCUUCAG
This is a messenger RNA of Schistosoma turkestanicum, 460 nucleotides long. The record is from the annotation of a GenBank genome assembly. NCBI's taxonomy places the organism in Eukaryota, Metazoa, Platyhelminthes, Trematoda, Strigeidida, Schistosomatidae.